AUGUCCUGUCCAGUACGUAUCUAUCCAUUGCGCAAGCCCAAGAACCAUCGCGUUCCUGUUCCGAGAUGGCAUCUCGCAUUGCCUGGUGAUGUCACACAUGUUUGCACCGCCUACACCGGAGUCCAGAAACACGAUGCCAGCCAAGAUGCUGACCAUGCUCGGGAUGAGGCCGUUGCAAUAAUUCAGUCAUGGUUACGAGGAGAGACUGGUCCAUCGGCAUAUGAGACAUUUGCCGUUAUCGAUGGAUGCGAUGUACAAGAAACGACGGUAUGGGUCUGCUAUUGGGAUGACAAGACAGCAUACGAUGAAGAUCUUGAGAAACUCUCACUCGAGUCAAUCUACUCCCGUUUGUCCCAACAAGGGCGUGCCUCAGUAGGCAUCUGGCGAGAAGCCUUUAUCACCGAGUAUCCCAGACUCGAGACAAAUUAUUCUGGUCUUGACUACCUCCCCGGCCUCGCAAGACUUCCUCGUGCAACCUUUUCUGAACAUACACUAUCAGCCUAUUGGGGCGCUGCCAGAGACAGAAUCCCCUCAUCUGCUCACGACCUUUUCCCUUCAUCAUCGGAUCACCUUCCUCCAAACACAACGCCCAACGGUCUGGGACAAUAUCUCAUCGGCACCAACACCGAGAAUGUAGCUCAUAUCCGCUCAGGUCAAUUCUGGGAAAACUGCAGCCAAGAAGAAGCCGACUCUUAUAACACAAAACUCGAGCCCACGCUCCGAUCUGGUCUUGAGUACCUAUGGAAUAAUUCCCCUGAGACGGGGGCUCUGGGACUACGCUAUCUUAGAAAUCAGGACCCAUCUCCAUCUUCCCCGGAGAGUGCUCCCCAAAAAGAAUCUUGUGGAGCAGGCUUCUUUACGAAUCUCGAAGCUCUCGAAACAUGGGCUAAGAGCCACAAGUCCCAUCUGGCUAUAUACCGUGGUGCUUUGACUCAUUACAAGGUUUUUGGAGAAGACAGGAAGUUUAGGACAUGGCAUGAAGUCUCGAUCCUAAAAGAGGGAGCUGCGAGAUUCGAGUAUGUGAAUUGCGUGCCCAAGACGGGGGUGAUAUCGAGUGUGCAUCUAAAGGUCGAGGAAGUGCUUUGA
Molecule: messenger RNA, 1086 nt
Organism: Fusarium coffeatum
Lineage: Eukaryota; Fungi; Ascomycota; Sordariomycetes; Hypocreales; Nectriaceae
Exons: 1
Coding region: 1-1086 (361 amino acids)
Source: RefSeq, a predicted model, not a curated record